Messenger RNA from Knipowitschia caucasica, 942 nucleotides. The record is from the annotation of a GenBank genome assembly. Lineage: Eukaryota; Metazoa; Chordata; Actinopteri; Gobiiformes; Gobiidae.
AUGCCCAAAAAGAAGACCGGUGCUCGCAAGAAGGCAGAGAAUCGUAAGGAGAGGGAAAAGCAGAACAGGGCCAAUAAAAAGCAUGUGGAAGUGGCUAAACACCCAUGCAACAUAAACAUGGAAUGCGACAAAUGCCAGAGGACACAGAAAAACAGGGCGUUCUGUUAUUUCUGCAAUGCCGUGCAGAAGCUGCCCGUGUGCGCACAGUGCGGGAAAAUGAAAUGCAUGAAGCCCUCAGAUUGUGUCAUUAAACACCCAGGAAUCUACACUACUGGAAUGGCAAUGGUGGGGGCAGUGUGUGACUUCUGUGAGGCCUGGGUUUGCCACAGCAGAAAGUGCCUCAGCACUCAUGCAUGUGCCUGUCCCCUCACUGAUGCAGACUGUAUUGAGUGUGACCGGAGCGUCUGGGAUCACGGAGGGAGGAUCUUCCGCUGUUCCUUCUGUCAAAACUUCCUGUGUGAAGAUGAUCAGUUUGAGCACCAGGCGAGUUGCCAGGUCCUCCAGGCGGAAACGUUCAAAUGUGUUUCCUGCAACAGACUGGGUCAACAUUCUUGUCUGCGCUGUAAGGCCUGCUAUUGUGAUGACCAUGCUAAAAGCAAAGUGUUUAAGCAGGAGAAAGGCAAAGCACCUCCCUGCCCUAAGUGUGGCCACGAGACCCAGGAGACCAAAGACCUCAGCAUGUCCACACGCUCGGUGAAGUUCGGUCGUCAGAGCUGUGCUGACGACGAUGACGACGACGGUUAUGGCGCGUCCGGUUAUGACUCGUACUGGAAGAACCUGGCGUCCGGAGGCGGCGGUCAGGAGGAUGACUAUGCAGAUGAUGAUGAUGAUGACGAUGAUUAUGAUGAUGAGGAAGAUGAGGAGGAGGAAGAUGAGGAAGAGGAGGAAGAGGGCGACACACCAAAUAAGUCGAUGUCUGCGCUGAAGAUAGACACCACUUAG